UAUUGUCAAAAUAUCUAAUGUGAAUGAUAAUGAUAGGAUGAUUCUCAAGACAGAAGAUGUUAGUCUGACCCCGAAUGCUAAACAAAUUUCUCAAGUCUUUAUCUUCUCAGGAAUUGACAAUGGGAUUGUGAAGAUGUCUGAGUCCUCGACUGUUACAUUUGAUAAAUAUGUCUAUCACUUAAAGCUGUAUAACCGUUUUGCUGUAUUGGAUGAAGAAGAGCUCAAGCAAGAAGAACCCAAUUUUCAAGUACUUCUUGGAGCAAAGGCAAUUGUUGUUAAAGAUGUUGAUUUUUGAAGUAGAAAUUUCCAUUAUAGACACAAGCUUAA
Gilbertella persicaria is the source of this 327-nucleotide messenger RNA. RefSeq lists its product as uncharacterized. The coding region runs from base 38 to 295 and encodes 85 amino acids. The record is from RefSeq and is a predicted model, not a curated record. The transcript has a single exon. Lineage: Eukaryota; Fungi; Mucoromycota; Mucoromycetes; Mucorales; Choanephoraceae.